Salvia splendens (bonfire salvia) is the source of this 783-nucleotide messenger RNA. Its product is annotated as pre-mRNA-splicing factor CWC22. Lineage: Eukaryota; Viridiplantae; Streptophyta; Magnoliopsida; Lamiales; Lamiaceae. The coding region runs from base 1 to 783 and encodes 260 amino acids. The record is from RefSeq and is a predicted model, not a curated record. The transcript has a single exon.
AUGGGCUGCUGUAUCAGCACAAAUAAAUCCAAUCCAUCCCAUAAAACCGGCCACAUUCCCUCCUCCGCCACCAUACACGGCAUCGUUAGCAAAUCGCCGCCCCCAAGCCACCCUCUCGCCGAAGACGAAACAGUCAAAGAAGUCCUCUCCGAAACCCCCAAACCCCCAAUUCCGAUUCCGAAUUUUCACAGCAAGCACGAGAGCCCGUUCAUCAAAUCAGCGCCUCUGCUGAAAAACAAGGAGCGCCACGCCGCCGUCGGCAUCAAGCCGCAGUUCACCGCCGAUGAUCUGUCAGAGGCGUCCGAGAUCUGCAGCUCUCUCAGCGAGAGCGUCAGCGCUACCACAUCCGUCACGGACAGGAGAGCCGAAUUGCGCGAGCUACGGCAGCGGUCUCCGGCGAGGUCAAGGAGCAGGCUAUUUUCCGGCGAGCUGCAUAGAGAGAAAAUGGUAGGGAGAUCUCCCGCAAGGAGAUCCGAGCCCUCGCCGGGUCGGGCCCGACCCGUGCCCGCAUCCGGAUACGGGAGGAGAAGAGAUACAGGGGAGAGCUCCGGGAGAAGGUCGAGGUCGCCGGUGACGCGCGCGGAUCCGGGUCUCGGGCGGGCGCAAUCGGCGAGGAGGAGAACGGGUAAAUCACCGGGUCGGGUCGCGCCCGGGUCCGCGGAGAAGAUCCGGAAGUUGGAUGGAGGGAACGAGAGUGGCGGUAGCAAGUGGCCACCGACGAAUGGGAGCAACGAGUCGCUUGAAAACCCGCUCGUGUCCCUGGAAUGUUUCAUCUUUCUGUAG